Messenger RNA from Marmota flaviventris (yellow-bellied marmot), 1170 nucleotides. Its product is annotated as broad substrate specificity ATP-binding cassette transporter ABCG2-like. Gene Ontology annotation, molecular function: ABC-type transporter activity; ATP binding; efflux transmembrane transporter activity. Lineage: Eukaryota; Metazoa; Chordata; Mammalia; Rodentia; Sciuridae. Gene Ontology annotation, biological process: transmembrane transport. The record is from RefSeq and is a predicted model, not a curated record. Gene Ontology annotation, cellular component: plasma membrane.
AUGUCUUCCAGUAAUGACCAGGAUUAUAUCCCAUUUUUACAAAGAAACAACAAUGACCUCCCUGAGAUGACCUCCAGUGACCUGAAGACAUUUUCUGAAGGGGCUGUGUUAAGUUUCCAUAACAUCUGCUAUUGGGAAAAAGUGAAGAGUGGCUUUCUAUUUUGUAGGAAAUCAGUUGAGAAAAAAUUUAUUAUAAACAUUAAUGGAAUCAUGAAACCUGGUCUCAAUGCUAUUCUGGCACACCAAAGUCGAGGGAAAUCUUUGUUGCUAAAUAUCUUAGCUGCAAGGAAAGAUGCAUCUGGAUUAUCUGGAGAUGUUUUGAUCAAUGGAGCACCUCAAUCUGAUAAUUUCAAAUGUAAUUUGGGUUAUGUAGUUCAGGAUGAUAUUGUGAUGGCCACCCUGACAGUGAAAGAAAACUUACAGUUCUCAGUGGCUCCUCGGCUUCUAACAGCUAUGACAAAUCAUGAAAAAAAUUAUAAGAUCAACAAAGUCAUUGAAGAUUUAAACCUGGAUAAAGUAGCAGAUUCCAAGGUUUUAUCUAGGGGAGAAAGAAAAAGGACCAGGAUAGCAAUGGAGCUGAUCACAGAUCCUCCCAUCUUGUUCUUGGAUAAACCAACAAUUGGUUUAGAGUUGAUCACUACAAAUGCUGUUAUUUUGCUCCGGAAAAGGAUUUCUCAGCAGGGACGAAUGGUUAUCUUCUCUAUUCAUAGACCUCACUAUUUCAUCUUCAAGCUGUUUGACAGCCUCGCCAUCUUGGCUUCAGGAAAAUUAAUGUACCAUGGUCCUGCACAGAAGGCUUUGGAAUACUUCUCAUCAGUAGGUUAUUCCUGUGAGCCCCACAAUAACCCUGCUGACUUAUUCCUGGACGUCAUUUACGGAAAUUCCUCUGCUGUGGUAUUAAACAGAGAGGAAGAAGACCAUGAAGAUAUCCACAAUGAAGAACUUCCUAAGAGAGAAAAAACAGUCACAAAAACAUUAGCUGAGUUUUAUUCUAACUCCUCCUUGUACAAAGACACAAAAGCUGAAUUAGAAGAACCCUCACGUGGUCUUAAGAAGAGGAGACCAGCCUUCAUGGAAACCACCUAUGUCACCUCCUUCUGUCACCAACUCAGAUGGAUUUCCUGGCAUUCAUUCAAAAACUUGCUGCCUAAUUACAGGACCUCUAUAUAG